This is a messenger RNA of Anguilla anguilla (European eel), 1714 nucleotides long. It is a transcript of the gene bloc1s1, whose product is annotated as biogenesis of lysosomal organelles complex-1, subunit 1. The record is from RefSeq and is a predicted model, not a curated record. Gene Ontology annotation, cellular component: BLOC-1 complex. The transcript is spliced from 4 exons. Gene Ontology annotation, biological process: endosomal transport. Lineage: Eukaryota; Metazoa; Chordata; Actinopteri; Anguilliformes; Anguillidae. Bases 134 to 511 code for a protein of 125 amino acids.
CAGUCACAUGACAGAUCGAACUUCCCGCAUGCAGUGACUGCUAACCAGCUGCUGACUGCCUCCACAGGAAUGAGCUAGCUGGCUAUAGUUUUAGCAAUUAGUCGUCAGAUGAACGGGGACAUAAACCUUAAGAAUGCUUUCCCGUUUGCUUAAGGAACACCAAGCGAAGCAAAACGAAAGGAAAGAACUCCAAGAGAGACGCAGGCGGGAGGCGAUAGCAGCUGCAGCAUGUCUGACUGAGGCCCUGGUGGACCACCUUAACGUUGGGGUGGCCCAGGCCUAUGUGAACCAGCGCAAGCUGGACCACGAGGUGAAGACCUUGCAGGUGCAGGCCAGCCAGUUUGCCAAGCAGACGGCCCAGUGGAUCAGCAUGGUGGAGGGCUUCAACCAGGCACUGAAGGAAAUCGGGGAUGUGGAGAACUGGGCCCGCAGCAUUGAGAUGGACAUGAGGACCAUUGCCACGGCGCUGGAGUACGUCCACAAAGGCCAGCUGCAGGCAGCCUCCUCCUAGACACCACCACCACCACCAUGGCAACCAGCCCACCAAUCAGAGGGAACUUACACAACUACAUGCAUUUCAGUUCCCCUCCAUGGCCUGAACCAUUCCCCCCCAUAUUACAAAUUAGCAGCUGAAGUAUUGCCAACCGUCAUGAGUGGGUACGAGGAUCUGGAGGGCUUUGCUUUAGCCGCUGGUGUGACAAGGCUCAUUGGUCAAUAAUAAGCCUAUUAGAGUGAUGUAAUCGUGCUUGUGCUUACCGCCCGGGGUCUUUUGUCACAGUGCGGGUUUUCUCCUGGUUUGUAAUGAACAGUGAAAUUCACGCGUUUCUCACGGGUGCUGAUGCCAGAACUGAAGUCUUCUUGCGCUGCUCUGAGAUCCAGUCCGAAGCCGAAGAUGCUGUUUGCUCUCUGCGGCACGCGAGUGCAGAACGGUAAUGUGUCAUUCAGUCACGGGCCAGUAAGCAGAGCGCCGUCCCGUGUUUUUGCUCAGACUCUCUGUCGCUGUUGCAUAAUAAUGUGGCAUUUCCGCCCUUUCUGAUAGCUGAAACCGGUGUCAGAAUCCAGUUAUGGAGGGCCUCAGUGUCUGCUGGUUUGCUGUGUGGUUUCAGCAUCAGGUUCAUUUCUCGCUGAAGUUCAUUGGUCAUUGAAGUUUUUGAUUGGUCAACACCCUGCAGACUCUGCAGCCCUUCAGGACAGGAGUUAAAUGUCCAGGCACUACAGUCCACCAGGACUGGAGUUAAACCUGCAGGCACUUCGACCUUCCAGGACUGGAGUUAAACCUGUAGACGCUGCAACCCUCCACAACUGGAGUUAAAUCUGCAGACACUGUGGCCCUCCAGGACUGGAGUUUGACACCCCUCACUUACAAACUAGCACUGAUUAUGCUAUGUCAUUUAUGACAAAACACACAUGCAGAUUGGGUACAUCUGCCGUGUCAUUAACAUAAUUUGGUAAUUUUUCUCAACUAGUAAAUAUAUUUAUGAUCUAUGACCCUAUCGCAUGUUCUAAUAUAGAGUUGUUAUGUGGCUAAAUAUAGCUUUUUAAGAAUAUUUUCAAAGUGUUUCCAAUGAGUUUACAUGUAUGAUCCCUGUUACCUUGGCAAUAAAUUAAUGUAUCUUUUGUGUGUUUUUUAAUUAACCUUGCUUGGACAUGAUUGUUAGCUGUGAGCUUUUGACAAAGCUCAUAAUGGAAGUAAUAAAAAAAAUUUAAUAUAAAA